Seminavis robusta is the source of this 1410-nucleotide messenger RNA. The record is from the annotation of a GenBank genome assembly. Lineage: Eukaryota; Bacillariophyta; Bacillariophyceae; Naviculales; Naviculaceae.
AUGAAGUCUCUUCCCCUUUUGGCGCUCGUCUCUUGUCUCCUUGUGCUGCCCAGUUCAGCCUCCAAGCUCAAGGGAGCCCCUUCCCGAAGCAAAAAGAGCCUCCCCAUCCUUCCCAAUGGUCAAACAUACGAUGGACGAGGAGAAGCAUCAAGAGGACUCAAGGCGGUCGCCAAAGGCCCUCCAUCACGAGAGUGUAAAGCAAGCUCCGAUUAUAAAUAUUCCACAUCCAAAGAAGGCGACGCGGACAUCAAACGAGAAGUCAAGUUUUCUUGCAGUGCCAAUGGCGAGAGUGAUCAACCCAUGGCUCGUGGCCUAUUUAUUGAUCCUGCCGACAUUCGUGACAAGAUCGAAUACAAGGUCAAAGCCGACAAGAAGGGCCUGACCCUCAAGGUAGAAUACAAACAAGAAUUCCAAGAGGAAGAGGGAGUCGAUGACUUUACCGAUACCGCCGCUUCCUAUGAAGUCACAUUUGACAGCAUUAUCGAAUACGCCAAGAAUGAUGGCAAGACCAUGGAAGACCGGUCGGAUGAAGAACAGGCUUACAACUGGGAUGAUGAUCUCGUCUUGCAGAAAUUUGAACUGACUCAAUUCCACAACUUUACCAAUGUCACCAAGGUGGGGGAUCUUUCCUAUUGGAACAUUGAGACACAGGAUUACACGGUCCUCUUCAAUUUCACCGUCAGUCAAGCAGACAUGGGCGAUAAGGUCACUGCCAACACCAUGAAGAUUGAUGUUCGAAUUCUCAACUUUCCUUGGUUGGCCAAUGGCACCAACUUGGCACUCAUGAGUUCCAUCAAGUCAGAACUCAAGGUGGAAGUGGAUUUCAGUGAAAUUGCCGUCACUGCUAGAUCGGAAGAACUAGGAGGUGGUGACGACAAACCUGGUGCUGGUGCGCCUGGAGGAUUAGACAAAAAAGUGAACCAUCACAAAUGGGCCCGUAAUGCUCAUGUUUCCUUUGAAAAUGUCACGGAAGAUCUCGGUUUCAUACCCUUUGGAGACUAUAAAUGGGACUAUGAGGCGGAAGCCAGUACCAACAAUGCCAGCGAUGCGUACUGGGCAAACUUUUAUUGCGAUCAGGAACCACAGGUGGCCGUGCAACGAAGCAUGGUCGUCAAUGAUACCAUGUGCGAGAACCUGACCCUCGCGGAUGCUGAUCUUUACAUUUUGGAAGAGGUCGAAGAUAUUGUAGUGGUGGCAACGUAUGCGCCCUCCAUGGGAAAUGAAACCCAGCAACAAAUCGCCUAUAGUUUUGUGGGCCCCAAAGCCCAGCAUGCUGACGAAAUAUAUUGGGAUCCGGAAGCUGGAAUUGGAUACGAGACGAAAUCUGGGGCCAUGUCAAGUACUGGUGUCGGCAUGAUGGUCAGUGCUGUCCUAGCAGCCGGAUGGUUCUUUGUGUUCAUGGAAUUGUAG